Aspergillus fumigatus Af293 is the source of this 1572-nucleotide messenger RNA. RefSeq names its product putative MFS transporter. Gene Ontology annotation, biological process: transmembrane transport. Gene Ontology annotation, cellular component: membrane. NCBI's taxonomy places the organism in Eukaryota, Fungi, Ascomycota, Eurotiomycetes, Eurotiales, Aspergillaceae. Gene Ontology annotation, molecular function: transmembrane transporter activity. The record is from RefSeq and is a predicted model, not a curated record.
AUGUGGGGGACGUGUUCCCGAUAUCGGUACAUCUCCGGAUCAAUUGAGACAUUGAGAGAUAAGAAGGAUGGCCCAGUAUAUAGACGUGAACGAAGCGACAGCCCAUACCAACAUGGCAGCAUCCGCAAACACACAAUGGCUUCCCUUGACACCAAAUACCCUGUGGAGACCACCGAGCCGGCCCUCGCCAAAGAUGACUCCCCUGCCGGCGCAGACAUCGAUCCUCGCGCAGAGCGUGCCCUAGUUUGGAAGUUCGAUUUGCGUGUUCUUCCCGUAUUGGCCGUCAUGUACCUUUUCAAUAGUCUCGACAAGUCCAACGUGGGGAAUGCCAAGACUGCCGGACUGGAGAAGACGCUCAACCUCAAAGGCAACGAGUACAACUUGAUCCUCAGCAUCUUUUUCAUUCCGUAUGUCCUGACGGCGCCGUUUCUCGGUAUCCUGGGCAAGAAGUACGGCCCUAACCGCGCUGCCGUGCAUGAUGUUUGCCUUUGGGCUGUUGGUUUGCUGGCGAUUCGUUGGUUCCUGGGAAUGGCGGAGAGUGCAUUCUUUCCGCUGGUUAUCUACUAUCUCACCACAUUCUACCGCCGGGGCGAACUAGCCCGCCGUCUCGCCAUCUUCUACGCAGCGCAGAGCAUCGCCUCCGCCUUCUCCGGCCUGCUCGCAUUCGGCGUCUUCCGGAUCCAAUCCGGCCCCCUAGCAUCCUGGCGCUACCUUUUCCUCAUCGAAGGGGGAGGCACCAUCCUCGUGGCACUCUUCACACUAUGGUAUCUCCCUCGCUCGGCCGCGCACGCAUCCUUCCUCACCCCCGAUGAAAAACAACUCGCAUACCUCCGCCUCCAACGCGACAGCUCCGCCAUCGUCAACGAGAAACUCAACCUCCGCGACGCAUUCAAGAUCUUCCGCCACGGCACCUCAUGGCUGAUCCUCGCUAUCCAGAUCUGCCUCGGUGUGCCUCUGCAAUCGGUCCAGCUCUUCCUCCCCUCCAUCAUCAAACGCCUCGGCUACGACACCGUCAAGACGAACCUGUACACCGUCGCCCCCAAUGUCUCCGGCGCCGCUAUGCUCCUCAUCCUUGCCUUCUGCAGCGACUGGACCCGCUGGCGGUUCCCGUUCGUGGCGCUGGGGUUCUUGUUCACGUUCAUCGGGUUCGUCAUCUACGCCGCAAUUGACGUCGAGGCGGAUAUCAAUGUCGCGUAUUUUGCUUCCUUCAUGAUGACCUGGGGCACCUCCGCGCCAUCGGUCCUCCUGGACGUCUGGUACAACAACAACAUCGCAAACGAGGGCCGCCGCGUCGUGCUAACCAGCAUUGCGGUCCCCGUCGCGAACCUCAUGGGCGUCGUCAGCUCGAACAUCUUCCGGAGUCAGGACGCGCCGCGGUAUAUGCCUGCGCUGAUCACCACGGCGUCGUUCGGGGGCACGGGGAUUCUGUUGACCUUGUUGCUGGGUGGGUGGAUGAUGGUGGAUAAUACGCGGAGGGAUAGAGCGCAGGGGCGAAAGAUCCGCGCGCAGGAUGUCUCGACGGAGAGGUUACAUGAGGGACCGGAUAGUCCUGAUUUUCGGUGGUCGUAUUAG